AUGGAUUCCCUGUGGGAUGGAAACCACACGGCAGUGACAGACUUCAUCCUACUGGGCUUAACUGAUGACCCCAUUCUCAAAGUCAUCCUCUUCAUGAUCAUCCUGUGUAUCUACCUGGUGACUGUGUCUGGCAACCUCAGCACAAUCAUUCUUAUCAGAACCUCUCCUCAGCUCCAUCAUCCAAUGUAUUUUUUUCUGAGCCAGCUGGCUUUUGCUGACAUAUGCCUUUCAACUUCUGUCACACCCAAUAUGCUUGUAAAUUUCUUGGUGGAGAGAAAUCCCAUCUCCUAUCAUGGAUGCUGCACCCAGCUUGGUUCAACUGCAUUCUUUGGGACAGUGGAGUGCUUCCUUCUGGCUAUCAUGGCAUAUGAUCGCUUUGUGGCAAUCUGCAACCCACUGCUUUAUUCAACCAAAAUGACCACACAAGUCUGUGUCCAGUUCCUCAUUGUGGCUUACGUGGGUGGUUUUCUCAAUGCUUCCUCCUUUAUUAUUUCCUUCUAUUUUUUAUUCUUCUGUGGACCAAAUCGAGUCAAUCACUUUUUCUGUGAUUUUGCUCCUCUAGUUGAACUCUCCUGUUCUGAGAACAGUAUCCCUGUCGUUAUCCCCUCAUUUACAUCUGGCUCCAUCAUUGUGCUCACAGUGUUUGUCAUAAUUGUCUCCUACAUGUACAUCCUCAUCACCGUCCUGAAGAUGCGCUCCAAUGAAGGGCGCCACAAAGCCUUCUCCACCUGCUCAUCCCACCUCACUGCAGUCACCUUGUUCUUUGGGACCAUCACAUUUAUAUAUGUGAUGCCCAAAUCCAUUUACUCAACUGAACAGAAUAAGGUGGUAUCUGUGUUCUACACAGUGGUAAUCCCCAUGCUAAAUCCCAUCAUUUAUAGCCUCCGGAACAAUGACAUUAAGGGGGCUCUUAAGAGAAUGCUUCACAAGAUAAUAUUUUCUCUGUGA
Pipistrellus nathusii (Nathusius's pipistrelle) is the source of this 948-nucleotide messenger RNA. Lineage: Eukaryota; Metazoa; Chordata; Mammalia; Chiroptera; Vespertilionidae. The record is from the annotation of a GenBank genome assembly.